Amphiprion ocellaris (clown anemonefish) is the source of this 1143-nucleotide messenger RNA. It is a transcript of the gene polr3glb, whose product is annotated as RNA polymerase III subunit GL b. Gene Ontology annotation, cellular component: RNA polymerase III complex. The record is from RefSeq and is a predicted model, not a curated record. Lineage: Eukaryota; Metazoa; Chordata; Actinopteri; Pomacentridae. Bases 235 to 912 code for a protein of 225 amino acids. Gene Ontology annotation, biological process: transcription by RNA polymerase III. The transcript is spliced from 8 exons.
CGAAGAAGAAGCAGUGAUGGCGCCGAGCGGGAUGUAAACAAAAAGGAGGUAAACAGUCCGGUUGAAACGGGACAGAGUCUCCGGUUGAAGGUCUGGAGAGAAGAUGACCCACUGCGGAGGAAAACCCGGAUUACCUGCGGAGCCAGACACGGACUAAAGGAUCCAGAUUCACCUGCGUCCUAUCUGAUCCGGUCUUGGAGGGUCGGUUCUGAUCCGGUCCAUUCAGCAACAGUGAUGGCGGCUCGUGGGCGGAGUCGGAGAACCCUGAGUUUCAGUGUGGACUCAGUCGGAAUCAACAGAGGAGAAUCUCUGCCUCCAACAUUGCAGCAGCCCACACCUGUGUUCCCUGUGAUGGAGCAGAAGCCCCUCCCUCUGACAGGUGGGGAGGAGGCUGAGUACCUACUGGCUCUGAAACAGGACUUCAGAGGAGCCAUGAGGAGUUUACCGUGUUUCAUCCAGCCAGCUGCUGCACUCAGAGAUGUGGAGCGUUACUCCGAUAAAUACCACAGCAGUGAGCACACAGACGGACUGAUGGACUGGACUCCAGACUGGCAGAGAUUCCCCAGAGAGCUGAGAAUCCAUGCCAGGAAACCUGCCAGAGAUGGUGUGUCGGUCGCUCGCUCAGACGCUCAGUCGGCUCAGAAGAAGAAAAAGAAGAAGGUCAGAGAGAAGGAGGAAGUUCUGAUCAAACUGGAGACUCUGCAGAAGAAGGAAGAGCAGCAGAGCGAAGAGGACGACGACGACGACAACACAGAGCAGAAGAAGAAGCAGGAGGACGACGACGCCGACGGAGACGAGGAGUACGACGAGGAGGAGUUCGAGGAGGAGACCGACUACAUCAUGUCCUACUUCGAUAACGGAGAAGACUUCGGAGGAGACAGCGACGACAACAUGGAUGAGGCUAUUUACUGAAACACCAGCAUGUACACACUCCUGCCAUCCCUGAUCUGAUCAGGUUCUGAAGCGUCCAGCUGCUGCUCUACAACCUGUUAGAGAAACAGAGACAGUGUGUAAGAGGAGCUGAGCUGAUUAAGCUUUUAUCUGAGCACCUUUACACGUUUUUUAAUGUUUUUUAUAAACUUUUGUCCAUCCUGUCCGGUUCUGACUGGAUUCUGUUGAAUAAACAGAAUUGUGUAAACAUGA